AUGAAGGAAUUCAUCUUGGACAACUCUGAAGAAGUGACGGAACUUCCGAAAGGGGUUUUUGGAAACGUGACAUUCCAGAAAAUCUCCAUUUCUUCGACCGACUUGGCAACCGUGGAUCCCUCAGCAUUGCUUUCUUCAAAGGAUCGACUCCAGGAAAUGACAAUUAUCUCCAGCGCCCUGGAAGAUUUCCCGUUUCACAUCCUUCCUCAAAUGACCCAGCUGAAACAAUUGGAUCUCUCAAGAAACCGGUUGAAGGCAGUACCGGCCCUCGACAGCCCCAGGCUGGAGAUCCUGGAUGUUUCACGCAAUGACAUAAAAAAACUUGAGCCAGGAUGGUCCAUUCCCAACUUGGGGGCAUUGAGUAUCAGUUACAAUCACAUCACGGAGCUCCCUGCUGGACUGCUCGUGGGAAUGAAGAACUUGACAAGUUUUGAUGCUACUGGCUGCCAUCUGGGACCGAUUUUGAAGAAAGGAUCCUUGACAUUUCGGAGCGAAGUCUUGUCAAUUGUAUUUCUCGGAGUGAAUGAAAUCGCCAGCCUGGAACCAGGAGCCAUCACAGGUCUCAAGAAUGAUACACAACUUGUUCUAGAGAAAAAUUUGAUGACAGAAUUGAAGGAAGACACCUUCCUGCCCAUGCUGCAGGACCUGAGCGGAAACGGGACCAUAUUUCUCUCCGGGAACCCAAUCCAGUGCGAUUCUUGGCUUGCAUUCAGUCUGAACUUUUCGCAAUUCUCGCCGAGACUGGAUGGGAUGGAUUGCGACUUCUUCAUGCGUUGCCCACAUUCCAAUGCUGUUUCACCCUGCAACUGCUCGAUUCACGGGACCACCAAAGACGUAAUCUUGGACUGCUCGCAAGCGAAUAGCUCUGAGAUCUUCUCGGCAUUCCAUGAAGUCCCCUCGUACUUCACCCAGCUCAUUUAUUACGGCGGACAAAGUACAUUCAAUAUGAAAGGAAAUCGGGCAGUGAAGCACCUCAUGGAUGGAAUUUUUGGGAAAGUGAACUUCAACGAAAUAACCAUUUCGGAAACCAGCUUGGUCAGCGUGGAUCCCACGGUAUUGCUUUCAUUGAAGAAUAGCCUUGAAACCCUCAUCAUCACCAAUUCCGCCCUGGAAGAAUUCCCAUUUCAAGUCAUUCCUGAAAUGACCAGUCUAUCGAAGUUGGAACUCUCCUACAACGCCUUGAAAUCUGUGCCAGCCCUCAGAAGCUCCAGUUUGCAGAUUGUGCAACUUUCGCACAAUCGCAUAAAAACACUUGUGCCAGAUUGGCUCAUGCCCAACUUGAAGAAAUUGAAUAUCAGUAACAAUCCCAUUUCGAAGAUUCCUCCAGGAUUGUUCGAGCGCUCAAGUGGUUUGAUGUAUUUUGACGCAUCUCAUUGCCAUCUAGGACCAACAUUGUCAAACGGAUCAUUGAUGUUCCGCACCGAGGUCUUGUCUGAGGUUUCCCUUCGAUAUAAUGGCAUCGUGAGACUGGAACCAGGUGCCAUUUCAGGUUAG
Molecule: messenger RNA, 1494 nt
Organism: Darwinula stevensoni
Lineage: Eukaryota; Metazoa; Arthropoda; Ostracoda; Podocopida; Darwinulidae
Source: the annotation of a GenBank genome assembly